AUGCCCCCAAUUAAGCUCAGCUGGUUUGGCUCUCGGAAUUGCUCUCUGCCCUUCCCUCUACAAACGUCCUCUCUUCUGUCUAAGGAAGAAGACAUGAGAACAAAUGGACACUUUAUUUGAGGUUAUAUUGAUGACAAGGUCGUACCAUUUUUACUAUUUGGGAUAAGUACUGGUUAGUUAGAUGCAGAAGCAAAUCUUAUAGUUUUUACGUAUGACUUGUUCAUAUUAGUAGGAAAAAGGUUUCUUGCUUAAUGGCCAUAAACUCGUGAAUUGUGUUUGAGAUGUCACGUGAUCUUAAAAAUGGGUUAGCUGACUUAGCUGAGAAUAUUGUAUAGGUUGUUUUGUGUUUGAAUCGAAUGUUUAUACCUUUGAGAUCUUAGAGGCUUAGAGGGGAAGUCCGAGGUUAGGCAUGUAAUGGAUCAUCUAGGUUCUAGGGAAAAUGAUCUGGAUUUUGACUUGGAAAGUGGUGAGACUGAAAGCACCAGUGAAGAAGAUGGAAAUGAAGGGUCGGGUUCAGAUGGUAAAUGUUCCAGGAAAACAAUGGCUAGGGCAAGGAGUGGGUACUUGUAUGUUGAUGGAUCAAUAGCAGCUAGUGAUGGGCUAAGUGCAGGCAAUAAUGUAUCAAGUAUUGGUCAGAAUAUGGAUAUGUUAGCUAGUAGUAUGGGGCAAAUGGCAGUAGGAAGAAUGGAGAAGAGGACAGUUGAGAAACAGAAAAAGAUCCCUAAAAAGCAUCCCAAGCCACCUCGGCCUCCUACAGGUCCAUCAUUACAUGCCGCCAACAUAGAGUUCGUCAAAGAAAUUUCAAAGCGUUCAAGGUUGCGGCGUGCAAGGAGAGAAAGGAUGAAUGCAUUAAAGAAAAUGAAAUCUGAUAAAACAUCAUCGUUGAAGAUAAACUUCUUGGCAAUGAUCGUCACCACUAUCUUCUGCUUUGUGAUAAUCUUCAACGGAAUCUUGGGUGCUCAUGCAUGAUUUUAAGUGUUCGUAAAUCCCACAGUUUUUAAUUAGAAACCCUGAAACUCAUGGGCUGGCUAUGUGUUUCCCAGUUUGGCCGCCGAAUGCCAUGGGGAUUGAUUAUUGAACCUUAUUUUGAGUUUUGACAAUCCCGAUUUGGGGAAGCAGUGCUGUUAAAGGACUUUGUGGGUAAAGCAAGGCAGCCAUCAAUGGGGUCAAUUAGGCACCACAGGGAGAUGAAAGCAUCAUGCCCUUAUAUAUAUAUAUAUGUAUAUAUAUAUAUAUAUAUGUUGAUCAAGUGAGUGAAUUGCAUAAUCCACUAAUCUCCUCAGCAUCCCUUCCCAAAAUGCAUUUCCACAUCCAUACCUCCCUCUUCUCAAUCUCUUGAUAUCUGCUCUUUCUCUAGAGACUAAGGUGUUUUAAUACUUCACCAUGGAAGAUACCCUGGCGGAGUUGGUGGAGAGUAAGGACGAAAGACAAACGUAUUCGUUGUGGGCCAUCCCAUCGGAUGACGUGUCUUGCAGGGUCAAGAAGCUGAUGGAAGGCCUUCGGGCUGAGUUUGGUGGACCCGUGAUCGAGCCCCACAUUACACUUACGGGGUCCAUCCGUCUGUCGCCUGAUGACGUGAUCAACAAGUUUGAAGCCUUAGAGGAUCCUAUCCAAGGGUACGUUCCUAAAGUUGAAGCUGUGGUUACCAGGAGGUCCUAUUACCAGUGUGUUUGCAUCCUUUUUCAGCGACCCUAUUUCGAGAAGGUCCUAUCUAUUGUCCACUUUUUGUUCUUUCCUUCAUUUUAUUUUAUUUAGUUUGUUUUGUUCAUAUUUUAUUUUUAGAGUAGAAAAUAAAAAUACUCCCCUCAUUCUAUUAUUCAGAAUAGUACCAACACAUUUAUUGCAUAUUUUCUCGGAUGUAUGAUAUAUUACUUUACUA
Molecule: messenger RNA, 1879 nt
Organism: Prunus dulcis (almond)
Lineage: Eukaryota; Viridiplantae; Streptophyta; Magnoliopsida; Rosales; Rosaceae
Exons: 4
Coding region: 415-969 (184 amino acids)
Source: RefSeq, a predicted model, not a curated record